Molecule: messenger RNA, 969 nt
Organism: Labrus bergylta (ballan wrasse)
Lineage: Eukaryota; Metazoa; Chordata; Actinopteri; Labriformes; Labridae
Source: RefSeq, a predicted model, not a curated record
CGUAGGUCGUCGUCUCCUCUCUGCCGUUAGUUGGAUGAAUCAGUCGACGUUGACAGUCCUCGGGAUAUGACUGUGUGCUUUUGUAGUAGGGAGCUAACUUUAGCUAGACCGUUAGCCGGUUGUCAGGUUGUUUAGGAUUCCGUGUUCUCCGUUAGCCUUCCUGUUUGUAAACGAUGACACUGAUAUAAUGUUGUUUUUUAUCGGUUUAGGGGGGAACUUAAGUUGAGCCAAAUGGCUAACGCUAGCUAGCGUGUCAUCAACUUGUGAAUCAGAUAACUUAGUCACCGUGUGGCCCAUAACACCCUCUUCUUCUUCUUCUUCUUCAGAAAGGUGAGCUAGCUAAACGUAACACAGUCAGGUAGCAUAGCAACGAACGUGCACAGAGUGAGCUAGCCGGGUAGCUUAGCAUCGAGCUGACUUUACACAGAAGUUGAUCAAUAAUAAUAAUAAUAAUACUAAAGCUAGCAUUGUGAAGCUAGCUGUUUGGGGGAUUCUGUCAUAAUGAGAACGGUUCAGUCCGACACGCUGGGAUUUGUUCCUCAGAAAGACAUCGUGUACAACAAACUGCUGCCCUAUGCGGACAGACUAGACGACGAGUCAAACGAUAUCUUGAGUAAAAUCAAAGGGAACUUGUGUCGGGCUGUGCAGCUCAGAGAGAUAUGGCCCGGUGUGCUCUUCUGGACGAGGAAACUUUCCACGUACAUGAGACUGUAUGGACGAAAGUUCAGCAAAGAAGACCAUGUGCUCUUCAUCAAGUUGCUCUACGAGCUAGUGACCAUCCCUCGACUGGAGAUCAGCAUGAUGCAGGGCCUCGCUCGCCUUCUUAUCAACCUCCUCAAGAAAAGGGAACUACUGUCGAGGGAGGACCUUGAGCUGAACUGGAGACCGCUGUACGAGCUGCACGACCGGAUUCUUUUCUCCAAGACUGAGCAUCUGGGCCUCAACUGGUUUCCAAACUCCGUGGAGAGU